This is a messenger RNA of Salvia hispanica, 1324 nucleotides long. Its product is annotated as Core-2/I-branching beta-1,6-N-acetylglucosaminyltransferase family protein. Lineage: Eukaryota; Viridiplantae; Streptophyta; Magnoliopsida; Lamiales; Lamiaceae. Gene Ontology annotation, cellular component: membrane. The record is from RefSeq and is a predicted model, not a curated record. Gene Ontology annotation, molecular function: glycosyltransferase activity.
AGGAGCUCAGUCGGAGCGGAUGAAGCGGAGGUCGAGUUCGGGAAAUUUCAUCAUAGGUGGAAGCGGAAAUUCUUCGCGUUUCUCUUGAUUGCGAUUUGUUUCGCGACGUUUAUGCUGAUGGAAUCGGAGUACAGUAAGAUCAAAAUGCCUUCGUUCAUAUCUCCGCCGCUGCAGAAGCCGAAGAUUGCUUUUCUCUUUAUUGCUCGGAAUCGGAUUCCUCUCGACAUUGUUUGGGAUGUAUUUUUUCAGGGUGAUACAGAGAAUAGAUUUUCCAUUUAUGUUCAUUCAAGACCAGGGUUCUUGCUGAAUGCAGCAACGACGAGAUCAAAAUUUUUCUUAAACCGUCAAGUGAAUGAUAGCAUACAGGUAGAUUGGGGAGAAGCAAGCAUGAUCCAGGCGGAGCGUAUUUUGCUUCAAAGUGCACUGAUGGAUGCUUUCAAUGAUCGGUUUCUUUUCCUUUCAGACAGCUGUGUACCUCUCUAUAAUUUCAGCUACACAUAUGACUAUAUAAUGUCAACCCCAAAUAGCUUUGUGGACAGUUUUGCUGAUAAAAAGGAAAGUCGUUAUAAUCCAAAAAUGCAUCCAGUGAUUUCUAUUGACAACUGGAGGAAGGGAUCUCAGUGGGUUGUUCUGACCAGAAAGCAUGCCGAGGUUGUAGUUGAAGAUAAAACUGUAUUCUCUAUGUUUCAGUUACAAUGCAAGACAAAGUCAUUACCUGAAUUUUGGCGAGACCGUCACAUACCUGCCGAUACAUCUGCUGAACAUAAUUGUAUACCCGAUGAACACUACGUUCAAACCUUGCUCACUAUAAAAGGCCUGGAAGGAGAAAUCACUAGAAGGUCACUGACUCACAGUUCUUGGGAUCUAACAUCUUCAAGGGAUCCUCAUAGGAAAGGAUGGCAUCCAGUCACUUACAAGUUGGCCGAUGCUACCUCCAGUCUUAUCCAGUCCAUCAAGGCCAUAGAUAACAUCUAUUUCGAGACUGAGUACAGAAGAGAAUGGUGCACUAGCAAGGGGAAACCCUCUCAAUGCUUCCUUUUCGCCAGGAAAUUCACGCGGCCUGCUGCCUUGCGUCUUCUCAAUAUGUCUGCUUUCGGAUUUUCCAGACAAGCUACAACUUAGAGCAUAAUAUCGCGAAGUAGACCAUGGAUUAGCAACCGGAUAUCAUACAUGUGAAUAACCUAGUGAGUCAUCCAUACUGAUUAUGAUCAAUAUCGAAACGAGUUGUAUUUUGUGCUGAACUGUUCUAAUAAAGGCUGUUUUAUGACUAAUAUCUUACUUAUAUUCCUGUGAGAUGUCAAUAUAGGGUGUAUUCUUAGUUUUC